Messenger RNA from Durio zibethinus, 2913 nucleotides. Lineage: Eukaryota; Viridiplantae; Streptophyta; Magnoliopsida; Malvales; Malvaceae. The record is from RefSeq and is a predicted model, not a curated record.
AUUAUUUUAUCCGAUAUCCUAACCAAACAACCAAUGGAACCCUUCCUCCUUUGCCUAUAAAACCCCACUUUUCCUACUGCCGUAACCUUCUUUGGUUUCGCUUUUGGUCGUUCGCGUUUCGUGUACUCUCUGUUUCUCUUCGCGUUUCUUUUUCUUCAACCAGCUAAGUAUUCUUAAUUUUCUUCUUUCUCUUUCUUUCUUCUUCGAAUCAUCGCUCUUUGUAUUUCCUUCUUUUAUGGGUAGAUCUGGUUAAGAUCUAGGGUUUUUUAGGGUUCUUCUUUGUUACUUUUCGACUGUUUUGCUCAUGUCGGAUCUGCGGAUAGGAAGUCAGGUACUUGUAAAACCAUUCUAAUGAUCUUAGAUUCUCUAUGAGCUACGCCAUUCUCAUGCGUCGAAUCCGUAUUCUGCACUCGUUCUCGGUCGUCUUCCUUUACUGGUUCUACGUUUUCUCACGAAUUAGCCCCCUCUUUGUUCAUUAACUCCUUAACCAGAUCUAACCCCUAGUUUAAUUCUCUGACUAUUGAAAAUCCCUGAUCCCUAAUUUUCAUUCAAUUUGUUAAUAUAUAUAUUAUAUUCCUGAAUAAAAAAAAAUCCCCUAAGAUGGCUUCUGUGCGAAGGCCAGCGAGCUCCUCCGAUUCCGAUCCGCGAUAUGCAAGCAUCGACGAGAGGAAAAGGAAGAGAAUGCUGUCAAACCGUGAGUCCGCAAGGCGGUCACGUAUGAAGAAGCAGAAGCAGCUCGAAGACUUGGUUAACGAAGAGAGCACAUUGCAGAAAGAGAAUAGCCAGCUCUCUGAAAGGAUCAACGUCACCACCCAACACUACAUCCAGAUGGAAUCUGCCAACAACGUGUUAAGAGCCCAAGCAAUGGAGUUGACUGAGAGAUUGCGGUACCUGAACUCGGUGCUGCACAUCGUGGAAGAAGUCAGCGGGUAUGCUGUUGAUAUCCCGGAGAUUCCGGAUCCUCAGAUGGAGCCGUGGCAGCUCACCUUUCCGAUACAGCCAAUUAUGGCAUCGGCUGAUAUGUUCGAGUGUUGAUGGAUAUACUCUUCUUCCUUGUUGGGCAAAUGUCGGUCCUUUGUUGGAGUCAAUUUGUGUUCGGAGUCGUUCGUUAAUCUUAUCUUUCUCCUGUUUUUCUUUGUUUCUGUUCCUGUUAGGUAAUAUAAAAACUAGGUUUGUGUGCAGUCUGUUGAACGGGGAUUUUGGUGUUUUCGGUUUUGGGUACUUUUGGAUUUUUAUUGUUAUGUGAAAAGUUAGUUUCCAAUGCAAUGGUUGCUUUUUAUUGUCAAUUUCUUUGUGAUUACCUGUUGAUUUGGAUGCAUGAACAGGGUCUUUAACUAAAAUGUUGUUAUGGAGUGUGAUAAAGGUGUAUUUUAGGGUUUGCUGGAACAAGCAUAGAAGGGGAACUUAUUGUUUGAGAUUUUAGUUUAUCCAAUGCUUUGGUUACUUAAGAAGAAAAAAAAGGUGAAAAAGGUUUUAUAACUUUGUUUUUGUUAGUAGUAGAUGGAAAGGUGUUCCCUUUCUUCCUAUUCGCAUUUGUAGCAUAGAGCCAUGGACUGCAUUAUGCCAACACUUUUGAUGAUAGCAAAGUGGUAAUUUUGUUUUGAUAAGCUAUGUUGAGAGUUUUGGUUUGGAGUUUUGGAUUAUUUAGAUAUUGGAAACUAUUUAGAACUUUAGUUUCCAUUUUCACUUUGAAUUUGAUUCCGUAAUGGAAAUUGUAUAAGAUUGUCUUUUUCUUUCAUGUGCGCCUUGCUUCUGCACAUGCAUGUGAUUCUUCAAUGUCGAUAAUGGGCUCCUCGACAUGUCUUGCUUAUCGAUUAAUUCAUGGAGUAUGCCUUUAGCAAGAGUCAUUUAAAGUCUAUGUGUCUUAAGCAUUUAACAUGAUGGGCAGAUCCGCUGGGGACUUUCUUUUUUGAAUAUUGUGAAUGCUGUAAACAAAAAUCUCCCGUAAGUACAAGCCUAUUUGUGGUGAUGGAGGUUCGUUUUUUUCAAUCAACCAUUAGGUCUUUGAAGCUUUUGAACUGAUUUAAGAUAUUUCAGAAAUAUAAAUAAAAGGUUGAUGGUAAAGGAAGAUUCCAGGUGGUCGGGAUCCUUCACCAAACAGGAGGAUACAAUUGUCACGGUGUAGUUUCUGUUUUUUACUUUUUUCAGGUCAUGGUCUGGUUUCAAGUUUCAACUGUGUAGGCUUUUGUUGGAUUGCGGAUGAGGAUGGACCUGUUCAAUUUCAACCUUAGUUCACCGAAAUUGAAAUUUGUGUCGAUGAAGCACACGAAUCACGUUUCAUUAAUUCAUGAUAUUUUUAUAUUGGCAAUUUCAAUAAAUGCACGCUUAGAUGCAUUAAUUAUAUACACAAGGCAACCUUAAUUAAUUAAUUCGCAUAGUUGUCCUAUAACUUUUUUCAUCGUCGUUCUGUUUCUAUGUCUGCCGACAUUUUUACUAGCCGACGCACCGCGCUAAGUUGGAUUCAUAAUUCAUAUUCAAUAUUUAAAUUUCUGCAAUGCAGACGAUUUGGCCAACGCACAAUAUACUUGAAUCUUGCCUUUGCUUGGCCGGUUAACUUUAUAGUUCUCGUCCAUUCAUUAUGUCUGAAUUAAAUAAGAAACUUAUUCGUUGCAGCUUUAUACAAAUCAAACGUACUUAUCGGGAGGUUAGCUCAAAGAUUCCCGUGUAAUAAUGCAAGUUUCUUUAAUUACCUCCAUUUGUAUGCUAUAAUAUAAAUUAUAAGGGGCAUUCAUGGAACAGACGAAACCCAAAUAUAAUUUUAUUAUACCGAUCUUUUUCAUUGAAAAAUAAUAAUAAUACGUAAAAAGAUUACGAUGGUGAUUUAUUUUUGGUGCGAAUUGUGCUAGUGAUUGUGAUGAUUAAUUUUUAAUAAUAAUAAUACGUAAAAAGAUUAUGAUGGUGAUUUAUUUUUGG